AUAUCUACCCUGUUGUCUUCGGGAGAUCUGGACAGAUUGAUGUGAUGUGACCGUGAUCUAAAGAGAAAAGGGAGUGAAAGUCUCAGAAUCAUUCGAUACCCAUUUUCAAUUUUCGAUAGGUAAGGGAUUAGAAAAAUUGAAAAGGAGUUUGGAAAGGCUUCACAGGUUCCCCUUCACAAGGAAUAAAACCAAAGAGGAAUUUGGGUAGAUAUAAUGUUUCUCUCGAGAUGGGUGUACUUGGCAAUAUGGGUAUCUGAGCAGGUCCAAGCUACCUGCAUUUUUGCUUAGAUAGGUAUCUAAUCAGGAAAAAAAUUCCGAACACCUGUGUAGUACAUCAGGUGGGGAAAAAAAUCCAAAAACCUGUGUUGAAAACAUCGGGUGGGGGUCGAUAAAUUGAAUCUAUAUGGGCGUGAAAUCUCCUGUAAAUAAGUGGGCCUCAUUUUAUUGCAGAAAAAAUUAUUGGGUGUCAUUUUUGUGGGGAAAUUAACAGAUCUAGGAUCACAAAUAGGUGGCAACAUCAUGACAAAUGAUGGUGAGAGCACAGAAAAUAACAGUAUAGCGGAGCAAAUUGGGAGGCUUGUAGAGCAGGCUAAGGCGUUGCAGGAUUCUGCCGGUGCAUUUUGUUCGAAGAUCAAGUUGGAGGAAGAAGCAAUCAGGCAGAGAGCAGUUACUCUCGAAUCUGAAAUCAAGAAGCUUCGAUUCUCUCUUAACUCUGCCGAUGACAUUGAUCACAGAGAGGCUGAAAAGUUAGAAGAGGAACUAUUUAGAGCCCACUGUAUGAUUAGUGAAGGCGAUGUCUCUGCUCUUAAUCCAAACAAGCCUCAGGGUUCUUUUCUUAAAAUGUUUCUUGGCCCCAUUAAUGUUCGUGCUUUGAGAAAUGAUGUCCGAUUGAAAGUCAAGGAGGAAUACAACAAUUACAGGGAUAGAACAGCAAUUCUGUUUCUGCUAUUUCCAUGUGUUUUACUGCUACUGAAGACUUGGAUUUGGGAGGGUUGCUUCCCAGCAUUGCCAGUCCAGUUAUACCAGGCAUGGUUAUUAUUUUUCUACACAAGUUUGGCUUUACGUGAAAACAUUUUGAGGGUCAAUGGGAGUGAUAUCCGGCCAUGGUGGGUCUAUCACCAUUAUUGUGCCAUGACUAUGGCUCUUGUAAGUCUUACAUGGGAGAUCAGAGGGCAGCCUAGCUGUGUCCAGAAGCAGCAAGGAGUGCGGCUCUUUCUGACAUGGGCUAUAAUGCAAGGCGUUGCCAUGUUACUUCAAAAUAGAUACCAGCGUCAGCGGUUAUACACACGCAUUGCACUAGGAAAGGCACGGAGAAUGGAUGUAGUAUGGGGAGAAACUUCGGGGGUUGAAGGUCAACUGUGGUUGUUGUACCCCAUUCUAUUCACUUUGCAGGGCUUUGAAGGAUACAUUGGUGUGCUCUUGCUUCGGACUGUGAUUGUUGGUAGUGUUUCUGAGUGGCAGGUAGUUGUAUGUGGGAUCUUAUUGUUGAUAAUGGCUGUGGGGAACUUUGCAAAUACUGUGGAGACUCUAAUUGCAAAGUCAAGAGUGAAAGCAAGAAUUAAGAGGACCAAGAGUAAGCAAACAUGAAUUCAACACUGCAGAGUUUUCCGAGCACAAAGGAGUUGUAAAGCAAAAGUAUAUUUGUUUUUGGCAGUAGUGAUUUGUGUCCACUUUCAUUGCCAGUGCUCUAUAACGUCCAAAAUGAUCAACAAGAAGUUUGUAUUGUUAAUGUUUAGAUUCUAAAAUACAAAUUGUUCAAUAACGUUUUGUUUGACGUUACCUGUGAGUGGGUGUAUUAAAUGAGUGCAUUCUUUGUGGAUUUUUAAAUCCACUUGGAAGGGUUGUUAGUAGGGAAAAAAUAAUCUUCUAUGUUCUCAUGUCUAUCAGCUGUUUUGGCAUAAGCCUACAAAGAUGAGAAGUUAGAUUUAGCAUUGCGAUCCUACAAUUUUGAAAAUUAAUUUUAUGGAUGAAUUCCAUUAAACAUGCAAAUAUGUCCCAUGAGUGUGGCUAGUCGAAAGGAUCACAAGCACAGAAACAGAUUUCUCUUGUUAAAUAUUUCAACGAAUAUGGUUUUUAAUGAGUAUGAGAUCUACAGUAUGAUUUCAGUUCGUAGAUUAA
Molecule: messenger RNA, 2118 nt
Organism: Cryptomeria japonica (Japanese cedar)
Lineage: Eukaryota; Viridiplantae; Streptophyta; Pinopsida; Cupressales; Cupressaceae
Exons: 10
Coding region: 520-1587 (355 amino acids)
Cellular component (GO): membrane
Source: RefSeq, a predicted model, not a curated record